AUGUCUAAAUGUAGAGACAAGAAUAGAAGCUCAGCUCAAACUUUAGAGCCUACUUCUCCCUCAACCUGUAUGGAAGGUCUAAAGGGUAUUGCUAGUGCCCAUUUUGCAGAUCUGAACUUUGCAUUAUCAGAAGUGAGUAAGGAAGAUCAGAAUUCAGUCACUCAGCUUGUCAAUAAGGUAGACAAAGUCUCCUUCAAAGUAGAGUUAGUCAGGACCCCUGAAAUGGAACAGAAAUUGUAGCACCAGAUGAAGAUGAAUAGAAGGGAAGCUAUUGAAGAGAGACAUCAUGCCAAGUCAGGAUACAGGAUAUAUAUGCGCUAUAAGGUUUUAUGGCAGAUUUUUAGAUUCAGUCUCUUUAGCCUCCAUCUUGGUCCUAGAGGUUCGUCUUUCUAGUGAUCUGAUUUUGGUAUAAAAACUAAGCUUGGUAGAUGGAAUUAAGCAACAAGACCUCUUCAAAGAAAAUUAGUUUUAGCGGAGUUUUUAUUUACUUUAAGGCACAGAUUUAACAAUCAAAUAGCCAAACUAGAGCACUCAUACUUUUAUUCGAAUAAUGAGUCAGUAUAGAAUAUUGAAGUCUUUGACAAUAGCUCAUAUAAGGAAUACAGAUGCAUACAAGACUUAGUCUUAAUACUGGUACCUAGACUUCUAAAUAUUAAAAGCUAUCGAAUCUCUCUUUUCAAUGAACUCCGAAAUAUUGUCUGCCUAUGUUAUAUACAACAUGGACUCGAGAGAAUCUUAAGUCUGAGGCCUUCUGUGCUUAUCCUCACCCCAAAACCUAGAUGCAUGAAGCAGGUAGGGGUAAUCUCACUCACCAACCCCAAAGUUGGAAGAGGAGCCAGUGGCUGCUCUAGUGGUGUCGAUUCGAGAACCCCAUAAUGCAGAUACCUGAUAUAGAAACUAAAGACCAUGUGCUGCAUGACCUUGAGAACACUUCUGAGAAGACAGAGAAAAUAUUGAUCCAUUAAUUUGAGUACCUCCGCGGAGUCGAAUGUCGAAGUGAGAAUCCUACUAACAAAGAGAGAUUCAAACACCCCCUCACGUCAAAAGGGUUUCGGCUCGAUGACCCUCGGAUCAGAGAGAUCAUCUAUGUAGUA
This is a messenger RNA of Moneuplotes crassus, 1094 nucleotides long. NCBI's taxonomy places the organism in Eukaryota, Ciliophora, Spirotrichea, Euplotida, Euplotidae. The record is from the annotation of a GenBank genome assembly.